Rotaria socialis is the source of this 372-nucleotide messenger RNA. Lineage: Eukaryota; Metazoa; Rotifera; Eurotatoria; Philodinida; Philodinidae. The record is from the annotation of a GenBank genome assembly.
AUGCUGUGCCGUUUAACAAUAAUUUUAUGUCUUUUCGCUAUAUGCUAUGGUGAUACCAAUAUCAAAACCAAAUUUCAAUGGAUACCGUUUUUUGGAAAAACCACAACACAACCUCCAUCAACAACUUUAACAACAGUUGCAAAUCUUCAGAUGAAAUGUGUCUGUUCAUGUUGCUCUGGUCUGGGAUUCGAUAAUUCACAUCUUAACCAACAGGAUCCAGACUUUGACUUAGAUUCAUAUGAUAGUAGUGGUGAAGAAGAUGAAGAUACUACUGGAAAUUGCACAGAUAAUGAAGAUUUAACUGAGAAUGGCGAGGAUUAUGUAUCUAAGCAUGCUUUCAAUAUUAGUUCGACUAAAUUUCAAGAAAUGUGA